Molecule: messenger RNA, 1949 nt
Organism: Aphanomyces astaci
Lineage: Eukaryota; Oomycota; Saprolegniomycetes; Saprolegniales; Verrucalvaceae
Product: glyceraldehyde-3-phosphate dehydrogenase
Exons: 1
Coding region: 84-1892 (602 amino acids)
Biological process (GO): glycolytic process; glucose metabolic process
Molecular function (GO): NADP binding; NAD binding; triose-phosphate isomerase activity
Source: RefSeq, a predicted model, not a curated record
GAUCUUUCACGCGUUUGGAGGGCCUUCCACCGACAGUAUGUCAUUUCCAAACUUCCUUCUUGGUGACCGUCACACAUCACACCAUGGCCUUCACUUCCGUCUCGCGUCGCAUGUUCUCUUCCCAAGCCCGUAAAUUCUUUGUCGGGGGGAACUGGAAGUGUAAUGGGUCGGUCUCCCAAGCCAACGCGCUUGUCGACUCGCUCAACACGGCCACGAUCCCGUCGAAUGUUGAAGUCGUGGUAGCGCCGCCCGCGCUCCACGUCGCGUCUGUGGCGUCGCGUCUCCGCAAGGACGUGGGCGUCAGUGGCCAAGAUGUGUGGCACCAUGGUGCUGGCGCGUACACCGGCGAAGUGUCUGCUGAACUCCUUAAGGACGCCGGUGCCGGCUACAGUAUCGUCGGGCAUUCCGAGCGUCGCGAAAAGGGCGAGUCCAACGAAGAAGUGGCGCGCAAGGCCGCGUAUGCGUUGUCCAAGGGUCUGUCUGUGAUUGCCUGCAUUGGCGAAACCAAGACCCAACGUGAUGCCAACCAAACCCUACAAGUCGUCACGGACCAACUGGCCGCGUACGCCGCGCACGUCAAGGACUGGUCCAAGGUCAUCGUGGCGUAUGAGCCCGUGUGGGCCAUUGGCACGGGGCUCACCGCCAGCCCGGCGCAGGCCCAAGACGUGCACGCCGGCAUCCGCAACUGGCUCAAGACCAACGUGAGCGCCGCCGUCGCCAACUCCACCCGCAUCAUCUACGGGGGCAGUGUCACUGCUGGCAACGCCACCGAGUUGUCUGGCCAAUCCGACAUUGACGGGUUCCUCGUCGGUGGCGCGUCGCUCAAGCCCGACUUUUUGCACAUCAUCAACGCCCAAAGCGGUGGCGCGUCGCACGUCGGCGGCCCCGUGAACGUGGCCAUCAACGGAUUCGGUCGCAUCGGCCGCCUCGUCCUCCGCGCCGCGGAAACCAACCCCCUCAUCAAUGUGGUGGCCAUCAACGACCCGUUCAUCCCCACCGAGUACAUGGAGUACAUGCUCAAGCACGACACAGUGCACGGCCUCUUCAACGCGGACGUCGGCCACGACGGCGACUACAUCCACGUCAACGGCAAGAAGAUUCGCGUGUUUGGCGAGAAGGACCCAGCCAACAUCAAGUGGGGUACCGCCGACGCCGAGUACGUCGUCGAGUCCACCGGCGUCUUUACGACCAAGGACAAGGCCGGCGCGCAUCUCCAGAACGGCGCGCGCAAGGUGGUCAUCUCGGCGCCGUCUGCCGACGCGCCCAUGUUCGUCGUGGGGGUCAACCACAACCUGUACAGCAAGAACAUGGACAUUGUUUCGAACGCGUCGUGCACGACCAACUGCUUGGCGCCGCUGGCCCAAGUCGUGAACCAAAAGUUUGGCAUCCUCGAAGGACUCAUGACCACGGUGCACGCUGUCACAGCAUCCCAGUUGACGGUCGACGGACCCUCCAAGAAGGACUGGCGCGGCGGGCGCGCCGCCUGCUUCAACAUCAUCCCCAGCUCCACCGGAGCCGCCAAGGCCGUGGGCAAAGUGAUCCCGGAACUCAACGGCAAGUUGACCGGCAUGAGUUUCCGCGUGCCCACGGCCAACGUGUCGGUGGUGGACUUGACUGUCCGCCUCAAGAACAAGGCGUCGUACGAAGAGAUCAAGGCCGCCAUCAAGUACGCCAGUGAAAACGAACUCGCGGGUAUCUUGGGCUACACGGACAAGGCGGUGGUGUCGAGCGACUUCAUCGGCGACGCGCGGUCGUCCAUCUUUGACGCGGACGCCGGCAUUGCGCUCACGGAUGACUUUGUCAAGCUCGUGUCUUGGUACGACAAUGAGUGGGGGUACUCGAACCGUGUCCUCGACCUCAUUUCGCACAUGGUGCACACUGAACGGAAAUAAAUGCGUUGAGAAUAGUAAUAAAUCGAACGAAUUAUGGUGUGUGUUGUUACUGGUAUA